CCCCCCACUCUGUAAUUCACGCAGUAACUAACUCCCAAGGGCAAAGCAUUUCACAGCCAAGCUGAAAAUAUCUACUUUCUUAAAAUACAUAUUCUGUCGGAUGAGAACCUACUAUCAAGGCUGCCUCUUGCAUAAUCACAGUCAUUAUUCAGUCUGGCAGUUCAUUACCAAAGUGGAUAUUUCAGCUUGGCUGAGGAAGAAUAAGAAUAUGUAUGUCAUAAAUACACUGAGAAAAUAAAAUAUAAGGUUCUAACCUUCAGAGAUGUAAUGUAUUAUUCUGCACUCUGCACUUUCCUGAGGGCUGAGGAGUGCUGGGGUACUGCCACUGGGUCCCCCCUUUUUUUGAAUGAAGCAUUCCUUGGGGAUUUAAGAUGUCUGCAAUAUUCAACUUAUUGAUAUAUGUAGAAGUAAAUGGAAGCAAAGAGGCAUACCUGAAGCACAGAGGGGUCUGAAAAGAGGGUGCUGGCGAGCUCCCAAAGAUACGGUUCCAGUUCCAGCUAGAAACUUGAAACUCUUGAACCCGUGGCCCUGAGUUGAAGAGUCCCAUGCGCUACCAACUGAGCCACUCAUGUAUGUACAUGCAGUACCCAAGCAGUUGCAUCUAGCCACUGUUUCUGGACCCAGAGAGAGUGAUGCUACAUCAGAGACAUUGUGGUGAAUUAAAAUGUCGGCUGGAAUUAGCUUCUCAGAGCACCAGGCUGAAUCUUUUUUUAAAACUCAAGCAGGGCUCAGGGCAGGUGGGACCUGCAAGGAUGUUGAGGCCUGGCUGCUGCCCAAGGAUGCCAGGUUGAGCUUGCAUCUUCCAAACUGCCAACUGUAGUCUCUCCCCCCUCCGCCCCUUAUGCCAGCUUUUCUUGUGGAUAAAACAUGCACAGCCAUAAAGAUUAAGGGCUUUGGGGGGGGGUCAUAUUUAAGCAGAUUCUAAGCCAGUGGUGAGUGGUCAAUUACAACAAAUGGGGCACUGCUUCACCAAGCUCAGUGCGCCCUCAGCCAACCACCAGCUUGCCUGUCAUCUUGCAACCAGUCCGAGGGGUAGCGUUGCCUAUCAGCUUCCUGCUCCUUAGCCCCCUCCACCACCUGUGGGUCUGCCUGCCUUCUGCUCCAAUGGUCCCAAUGGGCCUCGGCCACCAGCACUUUCAUGCAAAUAAGCAUGCUUUGUGUUUCUUUCCAAUUUUUCGCUCCAUCGAUGGAGAUGGGCUAAGCUUAUCCAUUGAAUUAGCAACUUGGUUUGUAGCAAAAGCAAGGGGGGAAAUACUUUAGGAAGAUGCAGAAAUCUUCAUCUUUUGAAUUCAAGUGGACAAGGAAAGGCUGAGGAGGGGGUGUCAGGUGAUGGAGUUAACAACAACAGGCAUUCCAGCCGCAGCGAGUGGGACAAAGCAACGCUCACAGCAACAAGGCCUGCUUAUGAAUGAGACUCACAACAUCUGAUUCACAUUAUUUCCACCCAUGCACAUUUCUUUUUUGUUUAAAGCCAGGGUCAGUGAGGGCUUUAUAGACUGUGUGGGACAUUCUGUUAAUGAUUUGCCUUUGGGUCGCUGCUGCUGCUGCUGAGGCACAUGAGAAGAUUAAUAAAGACCUUCUGAAGAAGAAGCAGGCAGGCUGAGCUUGGGGCAAGCAGGUGGGAGAUUUAGCUGCCCGCUACUCUUUGGCAGUAGACGUUACCACGUUAUCCCACCCAUCCCUGCAUUUUUGCUGCGGUCUCCUGGAACUUCUCCUGCUCCCCGCACAUCCAAGGAAGCCAUAUUACACAGGAGAUGGCUGUCCAGUAUGUCCAUUAUAAGGGGAUAAAGUUCCCCCCAGGAUAUAACUCUGUGGAGAACCUUUGCUUUGCUGAGAAUGAGUUUGAAGUGCAAGAUGACGACAUCUUCAAUGUGACUUACCCCAAGUCUGGAACAGUGUGGAUGAUUGAGAUCCUCAGCUUGAUCCUCAAUGGAGGUAAUCCAAGCUGGAAUCAAUCUGUGCUUAAUUCCUGUCGUGCCCCCUGGUUCACCACCCAGCUAGGCCUGGAGGCAGCGCAUCUCCUCCCACCCCCACGGCUGCUCACCUGUCACCUCCCCAUUCAUAUCUUCCCCAAAGCCUUCUUCAGCUCCAAAGCUAAGGUGGUGUACACAUUGCGGGACCCCAGGGAUGUACUUGUUUCUUACUAUCAUUUCUCCAAGAUGUGUGUCCCCUUUGAGAACCCCGAAUCCUUCAACCACUUCCUGGAGAGUUUCCUGAGUGGGGAUGUACCUUUUGGAUCGUGGUUUGACCACGUCACAGGUUGGAUGAAGCUGAAAGGCAAAAGCAACCUCCUUUUCAUCAGCUACGAGGAACUGAAGCAGGACCUGUUUGGUAUUGUGGAACGCCUCUGCCAUUUCCUAGGGAAAGAGCUUGAUGAGGCAGCAAUUACAUCAGUGGUGGAGAACACUUCCUUCGAAGCCAUGAGGAGGAAUGACAUGUGCAACUCAACAAUGCUUCCCAAGGAAUUUAUGGACCAAGAGAAAGGGACCUUCCUGAGGAAGGGCAUCUGCGGAGAUUGGAAAACUCACUUCACGGUGGCACAGUCUGAAUACUUUGACAAGGUUUACCAGGAGAAGAUGGAGGGCCUGAAAGGAAUAUUCCCUUGGGAACACACUAGGCAGGAGAACCACUUGGGAAAAGGCCUUAAUUUCUGAACUGAAAGAUGCAGCAGCCUAAGCUUGUCUGUCUGUUACCAAGAAAGCCCUUCCUUAAUCCUAAACCCUAAAUUAGAGGCACUUUUUGGUAGGGGAAAUGUAUGUGCUCAGAGCUAUUCAUAACAUUUUUUAUAACUUCACAUGCUUCAGGGUGCUGGAUGUGAACACAUGUUAUGCUUCAAGGCACAGAGUGGCACAUGAUGUAUCAUGUGAAGGCAUCUACUGCAGUCAUCUGGCUGAAGCUGGGCUGCAUUGGAAUUAGCAGGGGGAAACUGACGGAGGCUGCCUUAAGUUGCACAGAAGAAAACGGGGAUCUAAUCAUGUUUCUUUUUCAAAAGAAAUAUUAUUAAGGCAAGCAAACAAUUUUAAAAUAAUAAUAAUCAGUGUUCC
This is a messenger RNA of Podarcis muralis (Common wall lizard), 3044 nucleotides long. RefSeq names its product sulfotransferase family 2A member 1 (gene SULT2A1). Gene Ontology annotation, molecular function: sulfotransferase activity. NCBI's taxonomy places the organism in Eukaryota, Metazoa, Chordata, Lepidosauria, Squamata, Lacertidae. The record is from RefSeq and is a predicted model, not a curated record.